AUGUCAAUGGCGCGGAACGACCCGUGGAAGGUGAACUGGGGGAUCAUGGCUACCGGUGGUAUUGCCAAAAGCUUCACAAAGGACCUUUUGAUCGACCCCGCUUCCCGCGGUGCAGCUGACAUCCUCCACAUCGUCAGCGCCGUGGCCUCAUCCUCAUCCAAAGUACGCGUAGAGCAAUUCAUCGCGGAGCUCGGGAUCCCUUCCCCCUGCGCCGCCUAUGAUUCCUACGAGGAUCUGGCGAGGGACCCAAAUGUGGAUAUCAUCUACAUUGCUACUCCACACUCCCACCAUUUCCAGAACACCAUGCUUGCACUGGAGCAUGGCAAGCAUGUUCUAUGUGAGAAACCGUUUACGGUGAAUGCGGCGCAGGCGAAGAUUCUGGUGGAAACGGCGAGGAAAAAGGGUCUGUUUUUGAUGGAGGCGGUGUGGACGAGGUGUAUGCCGCUCUGUGUGCAGAUUAGGGACUUGGUCAGGGCCGGGGAGAUUGGAGAGGUAUUGAGAGUCACGGCAGAUACGAGCGUGGGAAGCGAUUUAGAGAAGGACUGGAGUCUGGACCAUAGGAUGGUGAAUAUGGAACUUGCAGGUGGUGCGCUGCUUGAUCUGGGCAUAUAUUCGCUGACAUGGGCUUUCCAAAUCCUUUAUCACACCCUUCAUCAGGACCGUGCUCCUCCAUCAGCAAUCUCGUCACAAAUGAUCAAAUAUCCUACUACAGGUGCUGACGAGUCUACAUCUAUCCUCCUUGAAUUCCCGCGCUCCACGCCUGGUGGGAAGUUUAAAAGCCAUGCCGUCGCCACAACAAGCAUCCGCGUAUCUAUCGACCCAGAUGAAAAAGGCACGGCAGGCCCUUCCAUACGCAUCCAAGGCACAGAUGGCGAAAUUCAAGUCUACGGCUAUGCAUUCCGUCCCACAAAGUAUAAGAUUAUACCCCGGAAAAUUGCGGGCCAGCCGGUCAAGGAUGUGAAAGAAGUCGAUGCCGUGUUUCCAGGAACCGGGAGGGGAAUGUAUUGGGAGGCCGAUGAAGCUGCAAGAUGUUUGAGGGCUGGAGAACGUGAAAGCGCUUAUAUGCCCUUAUCAGAGAGUUUGGCCAUUAUGGAGGUCAUGGAUGAGGUACGGAGGCAGGGUGGAUUGAAAUAUCCCGAAAGUAUCGAGUCGACUCAAUAUCCGCUUCAGCUUUGA
This is a messenger RNA of Uncinocarpus reesii 1704, 1176 nucleotides long. RefSeq lists its product as uncharacterized. The record is from RefSeq and is a predicted model, not a curated record. Gene Ontology annotation, molecular function: nucleotide binding. The transcript has 4 exons. Bases 1 to 1176 code for a protein of 391 amino acids. NCBI's taxonomy places the organism in Eukaryota, Fungi, Ascomycota, Eurotiomycetes, Onygenales, Onygenaceae.